AUGCGUCUGUCGGUAAUCACUGUCGUUUCCCUGGCUACGAGCUCCCUUGCUCUCUCCCUCGGUAGCAGAGACGACGCAAAUGCCUUGGCUGCCGAACACGGCCGCGGCCGUGGAGAAGGCUGCCGCGCUGGCGAACGUCCAGGAGGCGGCGGCGGUGGUGGGAUGAAGAGGGACAAUGCAGACCCUCAGAUCGACAACCACUUCCCGGGAGGUGGUUUCCCGGGAGGUGGUCAUGGCGGUGGUAAGGGCCCCAAGGACUGCGACAAGCCCGACAAACCGAAGCCGAUGCCGCCGGGCCCGGACAAGCCUGGAGCAAGCGACGCGCCCAUGCCAAUGCCCAUGCCCAUGCCUAUGCCGCCGCCGGGCGGAGGUGACAAGCCCAAGCCGAUGCCUCCGGGUGGUGAAAACCCCCCGAAGACGCCGCCUGGACCUGACAAGCCCGGAUCAAGCGACAAGCCUAAGCCGAUGCCACCACCCGGCGAAAACCCCCCGAAGACGCCGCCUGGUCCUGACAAGCCCGGACCUGACAAACCUGGAGCUAGUGACAAGCCAAAGCCGCCCCCUGGCCCAGGAGGUGGCGGCGGCGGAGGCGGAAAGGGAGGUGACGACUGCAAGGGCGGCCGUUUGAGAGAUUGCAAGUCGUUCAAGUUCAUGGCGAAGGGCUCUGUUUCCGGCUCCAUUGGCCAGUUGGAAAGCGGACAGCUUAGAAUCGGACUUGAGCCGGCGACCAUGCACAUGGAAAAGGGGGAGGUCAACGAUGACAAGAAGCGAGGCUGCUGGUGGACUCCUCCCACGGAGACUCUGCAGUGUGACGUUGGCCAGAAGCCCGACUCUGGGUUCUCGGUUGGCUGCGACGGGCAGAUUACGUUCAAGAACCAGACCAAGUUCUUCCAGUGUGAGGCCGAGCAGCAGCAGUACAACGUCUAUAAGAAGGCUGACCAGGGUGCGAACUGCGCUGAGGUCAUGCUAUUUGCAAGUGGCUGCCGUGAAGGAGGCGGCGGCGGCGGUGGUGGAGGAGGAGGAGAAGGAGGAGGAAAGGGCGGCGACAAGCCUGGUGAAGGCGGCGGCAAAGGCGGCGACAAGCCUGGCGAAGGCGGCGGUAAGGGCGGCGACAAGCCGGGCGGAGGGAAGGGAAAUCCUUCUCCCCCGAACAACGGCACGGGCAUGCCAGGCAUGCCGGGCAACGGGAACCCGCCUGAGAUGCCGCCUGCGAAGCCUCCCAAGUCUAGGUUUAGGUUUUUGCAGCGUCUUUGA
Colletotrichum chrysophilum is the source of this 1254-nucleotide messenger RNA. RefSeq lists its product as uncharacterized. The record is from RefSeq and is a predicted model, not a curated record. Lineage: Eukaryota; Fungi; Ascomycota; Sordariomycetes; Glomerellales; Glomerellaceae. The coding region runs from base 1 to 1254 and encodes 417 amino acids. The transcript has 2 exons.